Gongylonema pulchrum is the source of this 522-nucleotide messenger RNA. The record is from the annotation of a GenBank genome assembly. NCBI's taxonomy places the organism in Eukaryota, Metazoa, Nematoda, Chromadorea, Rhabditida, Gongylonematidae.
AUGAGGUGGAAAAAGCGGUACUUAUGCUUGUUUAGCGGGUGCAAUAUUCGAUUCUUUUCGCGCAACGAGUGCCAGGAACAUAUUCUGUCGCAUUUCCCGGAAUCGGGCGAGAAAAAUCGUGUUGGUAAAAAUGGUACUACGAAAACAGAAGCAAAAAUCGCAGUCAGCGAUUUCAUGGGUGUGGAAGAAAAGCAAGUUGUACGCCAUGCUGAAAAUGGUGCCAACAAGAAAGAGCAGGAACGCAAUAGCCACACUACCGGUUCAACUAGUCCUGAUUCGGAUGCUGUACCAGAAGGAUACGGACUUCCAUCGGCUACCUCAAAACCAUAUACGGUGCAAACAUUUUUGAUGCGGGAGCAGGCAGCACCCCCGCUCAAUGCGCCCUCUUCCGGUAGCGGUGCAGUGUUUUUCAACGAAAUGGUUGCACAUUUACCAGUACGGAACACGGUGCACGAGGCAGUCCGAGUGAAUAUCGAACUCAUUCCAACAUCGCAACAAAAUUCACCAGUUUUGCACCUCUAA